Molecule: messenger RNA, 942 nt
Organism: Neospora caninum
Lineage: Eukaryota; Apicomplexa; Conoidasida; Eucoccidiorida; Sarcocystidae
Exons: 1
Coding region: 1-942 (313 amino acids)
Source: RefSeq, a predicted model, not a curated record
AUGAUCCGGACAGUGGGUCAGACCAAUGGCAGCGACAGGUUGGAAGGUUUUCCUUCUAGUCUUGGAAGUGUAUUCGGUGGAGGUACGCCAGGUGUGAGGCCAGGGCAAUACGAAUUACCGUGCGGGAGAUCUGCAUGGGGUGGUUUAACUGUGGGUGGGAGAGCCUCGGAUGAGAUUAGCGAUAUGUCUACGGCGUCGGCGACAAGCUCACGGUGGGGAGGAGCGGACUGCCGUUCAUCUUUGCCAUCUUUCCAAGAGUUCACUCGAGAGAAUAGUGGAGGAAGUGAAAGCCUCUUACGUUUCUCCAACAGUAGCAUUACUCGAGUCAGUAGUCUUGCAGAAGAGGAGUCAUGCCAUGGCACGACGUGGCGCCCAGGCGGUGUUGCGCCUGCGUCAGGUGUCUCCGAUGUGUCGCCUAUGGCGCCUUCCCUCACUCUAGUAGGGCAUUCUCCAAGUAGUCCUUGCGGGGGGGGGGGUCUGAUUUUUGUGCCGCCACCAGGUCUGUCUUUGCACAACGAUUUCGGUCGUCUUGUAGUAGGCAGAGGGUCGUCCCACACAGCGACAGUACCUCAGCAGGACGAGACAGUACUUGAUGGGUAUCAGGGGGGGUUAUCGUCUGGUCGAUACCCGUAUGUUAGUGACGCAGUCCUGAAGACCUUAUCCGAUUCUGUAGCUGGAUUGGCUGUUGAUGAAAAUAAGGUUGACAGGGCGAAGACAGCUAACGAUGACUAUUUGUCAAACGAGACAGAAAGAAUGUCUGUGCCAACACUUCAUUUAGACAGAGUUGCAGCCACGGAAGAAGUGUGUGGGCGUGUUGCCACCUGUACUCCGUCUAGUCAGAACUUGGGCUCGUCUUCUCGGGCGUAUGAUGAUAGUCGGGUACAGAGUAAGGGGAAUGUUUCCGGUACCGGCGUCCGAAUUGUUUCUGUCUCACAGGUGUAG